Messenger RNA from Nothoprocta perdicaria, 2096 nucleotides. Its product is annotated as disrupted in schizophrenia 1 protein-like. Gene Ontology annotation, biological process: neuron migration; cilium assembly. Bases 91 to 2085 code for a protein of 664 amino acids. The transcript has 10 exons. The record is from RefSeq and is a predicted model, not a curated record. Lineage: Eukaryota; Metazoa; Chordata; Aves; Tinamiformes; Tinamidae. Gene Ontology annotation, cellular component: intermediate filament cytoskeleton; centrosome; mitochondrion.
GCAGGGAAAUCAGUGGAGAGAGAUAGUUUGGAGCGCUUAAUACCUGCAGGCUCUUUUCGUAAAAAGAGGCUGGCAAGAAGACCUGGGUACAUGAGGCCGGAGGCUCAGCAACAGAUGGAGUUUCAGUCCCUGAGUACCUGCAAGCCACUCAACUCGGAAGAGCUCAAACAYGGCAGGAAACAUUGCGAGGACUUUGAAAACUGUUCUCUGUGCAGGCAAUGUGAAAAAAACUUGGAAUUUUUAUGCUGUUGUUCAACUGCAAAUAGCACUAUAGUUGCCGCUGAUGCAGUAGCAACAUCAGUCACUACUGGAAAUACGCCAGGAAGCUGCAGAAAUCUUUCAGGUUACAAAAAUCCGCAGGUGGAAAACCUAAUUACACCAGUUUACCCAGGCACAGACAGAGGAAAUGUUUCUACUGUAUGUUGUUCAAAUGCAGAAGAGAGAGCCCAUAGUACUAAAGCAACUGAGCCCCAAAAGACGUGCUCUUUGGAUGAGACCGAAGUGAAUAACAACUGUGAAUAUCAUAGAAAAGAAGGUGCCUCUCUUUCCAUYGGCCUGCAGGAUGGCUUUAGUUCCAGCUUCAGCUUCAUACAGCUCUCCAUGAACUCAGCCUCUGGAGCAGGCGAUGCUGAGGGCACAUUAACUGCCAAGGAGACGGAGCGUGUUCCACAUUCCAGCACUGCGGGAGCGCUCCAAGCGCUGGAAGAGAGGGAGAUAACUCCGGAGCACUCGGGAGCUUUGCCUUGCUCCUCUAGGCCCCAUGAGGAUUUGAAGUAUGAAAAUGAGACCACAGUGAGUGAUAAACUGCAGGAUUGUGAAACUGUCUCUCUCUCGGAUACAGAUGCAACGCUUUCGUGUUCUACAGACUCCUCAGACGCAGCAUCUGCUGGGUCUUCUGUCACCUCCGGCUAUGAAAGUAGCUUUACUGUCAGUGACCAUAACUGGGAUACCUUGAUGAAAAAGUACGAACCGGUACUACUAGACUGCUUGCUUGCCAACCGCGCCACAUUAAAGAUAAAGUCCUUGAUCUUACGUCUUCAAAGGCUUCAGGAAAAAGCAAUAGAGGAAGAUGAUUAUGAUAGAGCUGAUAAAUUUAGACGAAAAUUGGAAGAACUGGAGAAAGAGAGAAAUUCUUUGAAAUUUCAGCUUCCUUCAAGACAUCCCUCAGUUAGCAGUUUUUUGGACAGAUUUGCUACUCAAGUUCAAGCAAYGCUGCACUGGGCCAUAGAGCGAGUUACAAAUGAAGAAACCCAGCUCUGGCAAGAAAAUGARCAUAAACUUUUGAGAUCUACCUACCAAGAGAGGAUUCAGGUUUCAGCCACAAAGCGAAACAAGCUUCUUCAAGAGAAGAAACGGUUGCAGACCGAAAUUGAAGACCUCCGAGCAAGACUGGCUGUAUUGGAAGCAAAAGACCAACAAUUAAGAAGAGAAAUUGAAGAGCAAGACAGACUUAUUCAGUCCCAUGACUGUGAACUGAGUGCUUUGCUUGGCUGGGUUUCUUUGAGAGAGCUACAGGAAAUAAGCAAGGCUGUGGAUGAAACUUCAGCAUUGUCCUAUCAAAUCCCAUUCAGUUUGGACCUUCCGGGGACAAUAAAGAGCCUUCAGGAAAGAGAACAAUCAUUCAGCAUGUCCAUUAAAGAAACGACUGCCAAAGUUUGCACAAGUCAGAAACUCUGCAGUACUUUGAGGAGGAAAGUGAGUGAUAUUGAGACUCAGCUACCAGCUCUACUUGAAGCCAAAAUGCUGGCUGUUUCAGGAAGUAAUUUUGGGACUGCUAAGGAUCUGACAGAAGAAAUAAGAUCGCUAAUGUCUGAGAAAGAGGGUCUAGAAGGACUUCUCAACGAGCURUUGGUGUUGAGUGCCAGAAAUAUCCGAAAAUUAGAGAGAAUUAAAGACGAUUACAACAGACUGAAACAAGAACUKGAGCAGGGAGAGACCGCCUUUGAGCUCAUCUUGUGUCUGAGUGAUUAUUUGAUUUUAAACGGAAAAGAUGAACCUUUUGAUUGCUUCUGUUUAAAUAAAUCAUUAAAGGAAAACAGCACAGUGUGUAACAGAUGGGCUUCCAUGAGGAAGAAGCUGUUCUGAGGCUCAUCGGG